GCCAGCGCCACGCGGCCCCGGGCUGCGGGGGCCUUGCGGCUGCCCCCGGGCUGCCCGCGGCGCUGCCUGCGUCCGGGACGGCGCCGCCGCCGGCCCAGGAGCCGAUCUGACCGGUCCGACUCGUUCCGCCCGGCCGACCGGUCAUCAGCCAGCGGUGGAGCCGUGAGGAUGAAGGGCCGGAUCCCACCCGUGCUCGGCGCGGCCCUGGCCCUGGCCCUGGCCUUGGCUGUGCCAGCCUGUGCCCGCCGGAGCCAGGACCUGCACUGUGGAGCCUGCAGGGCGCUGGUGGAUGAGCUGGAGUGGGAGAUUGCCCAGGUGGACCCCAGGAAAACCAUCCAGAUGGGCUCCUUCCGCAUCAACCCUGACGGCAGCCAGUCGGUCGUGGAGGUGCCCUACGCCCGCUCGGAGGCUCACCUGACGGAGCUGCUGGAGAGGGUCUGUGAGAAGAUGAAGGACUAUGGGGAGAAGGUGGAUCCAGGCACCCACAGGAAGAGCUAUGUCCGAGUCCUGUCCCAGGAUGGGACCAGGAUGGACCUCUCCGGGGUCAAAAUCGACGGCGACGUGGCAGCCAGCCUCAAGUUCGCGUGUGAGAGCAUCGCUGAGGAGUAUGAGGAUGAGCUGCUGGAGCUCCUCUCCCACGAGACUGAGAACGUCAAGGAUCGGCUCUGCAGCAAGCGCACAGACCUGUGUGACCACGCUCUCCACAUGCCUCACGACGAGCUGUGACCCAGGCAGCAGCCCUGGCUGCCUCUGGAGGACGCUGCCCACCCUCGGCUCA
This is a messenger RNA of Dryobates pubescens (Downy woodpecker), 778 nucleotides long. It is a transcript of the gene CNPY2, whose product is annotated as canopy FGF signaling regulator 2. The transcript has 6 exons. The record is from RefSeq and is a predicted model, not a curated record. Bases 169 to 726 code for a protein of 185 amino acids. Lineage: Eukaryota; Metazoa; Chordata; Aves; Piciformes; Picidae. Gene Ontology annotation, cellular component: endoplasmic reticulum.